Molecule: messenger RNA, 1000 nt
Organism: Anoplophora glabripennis (Asian longhorned beetle)
Lineage: Eukaryota; Metazoa; Arthropoda; Insecta; Coleoptera; Cerambycidae
Exons: 2
Coding region: 104-781 (225 amino acids)
Biological process (GO): regulation of transcription by RNA polymerase II
Cellular component (GO): nucleus; transcription regulator complex
Molecular function (GO): DNA binding
Source: RefSeq, a predicted model, not a curated record
UCGUCUAUCGCUCGUCCCGUCUCGGCAGUGUUUGUCCGCUUCGGGAGGGGACUGUACCGCCGCCGAAUUCGGAAAAAAACACGGCCGUUCCCAGGGCGCAACCAUGCAGAUGAUCGCCGUCGAGCAGUUCAUAGAGGCCGUGAAGAGGAGGCCCGCCUUGUGGGACUCGCACUCGGAGGACUACAAGGAUCGCGUUAUGAAGAAGGACGGGUGGCUGGAGGUGUGCCAGAUUAUGUGCCCGAAGUUCGCCGACAAGACGGAACAGGAGCGGGCCCAGAUAGGAAGGGACAUACAAUUAAAAUGGAAGAACCUCAGGGACGCCUACGUGAGACACAUCCGCAUGAAGAUGGACAGGUCAAAGAAAUCCAAGCCCAUAAGGUCCUACAUCUACUACAACCAAAUGUCAUUUCUGAGGAGGGUCAUCAAUCCCAGAGCGAGAUCAGGAGAAUCAAGGUUCGGGUCCACCUCGAAAACCAACGUAAAGGUAGAAGAAGACGAAGAAGAGGCUGAGCUAACUCAAGAGGACCUCCUCGAAAUGGUGGAACACGACGAAAAUUCGGAAAUAGCGACACCUGGUCUGGACGAGGAAGAAGAGCUCAUAACCAACGUGGAUCCUCUUCUCCCUGAAGUGGUUGAGAACGAGCUUCAGGACAACGAUGACAUGAACUUUUUCAAGUCGUUGCUACCCACUUUGCAGACGCUCAGAACGGAGCAGAAGCUGAAAUUCAGGAUAGACGUGAUGGAACUGCUGAUGACUUACCAUCAGGCGACGUCUGAGUGAAAGCGGCGCAACUAUAUAGGCUGUGCAUUGUGAUAGAGAACUUGAUGGCUUAUGCUCAAGUUACUAAAUACUUUUUCUAUGACUGUAACGGCAUUUAAGCUGUAAACCUUGAGUUUAGCGGCUGUGGAGGUUUCAGAUUAUUCACUGUUUUUAAUGUUAAAUAAACAUGCCCAAAAAUGCACAAAUUUUAGUAUCAACUGGAAUUAUCCAGGGAAAGAU